Molecule: messenger RNA, 1047 nt
Organism: Zasmidium cellare ATCC 36951
Lineage: Eukaryota; Fungi; Ascomycota; Dothideomycetes; Mycosphaerellales; Mycosphaerellaceae
Exons: 2
Coding region: 1-1047 (348 amino acids)
Cellular component (GO): nucleus; cytosol; cytoplasm
Molecular function (GO): arginase activity; manganese ion binding
Source: RefSeq, a predicted model, not a curated record
AUGCCUCCUUUUCUGUCACAACGCUACGACCAGUUACGUCGACAGUAUGGAGCUCUUUCCAGCACUUGUGUAGUUGAUUCGCCAAUCACAAACGCAAAAUUUCUAUCCAGAAACAAGGAUUUAGCACUUGUAGCUGCCGGUUUCUCCGGUGGUCAAGGCAAGUCCGGGGUCGACGCAGGCCCUACGGCUCUUAUCGAGGCCGGUCUUGCAAUACAACUCCGCGAUCACCUUCGAUAUAAUGUCCACUAUGACGAUAAAAUCCAUUACUGCAACGACAUUGUGCCGGACUCUGACCCGGAUCAUCGCGGUAUGAAGAAUCCUCAGGCCACCUCUGUCGUAACUCAGAAACUCUCCUCGCACAUCUUUUCCCAUGCUAAGGAGGGGCGCUUCGUCGUGACACUAGGUGGCGACCACUCCAUAGCUAUCGGUACAAUUUCGGGCACCGCCAAAGCCACAAGGGAGCGUCUCAAUCGCGACAUGGCUGUCAUUUGGGUCGACGCCCAUGCUGAUAUCAACACACCUGAGACGAGCGAUAGCGGCAACAUCCACGGUAUGCCAUUAGCUUUCCUAACAGGGUUGGCCUCCGAAAAGGGAGGCAAACCUUUCGGCUGGCUUAACUCGGAGGAACUACGCAUCUCGACUACUAAGCUUGUGUAUAUUGGCUUGCGUGAUGUUGACCACGGCGAAAAGCGCCUCCUGCGCGAGAACGGCAUCGCGGCUUUCUCAAUGCACGAUGUCGACCAAUAUGGUAUCGGCAAAGUCAUGGAUAUGGCUCUGGCAUGGAUAGGGAACGAUACACCCAUCCAUCUUAGUUUCGAUAUCGAUGCACUGGAUCCCAUGUGGGCGCCUUCGACAGGAACGGCGGUCCGCCGAGGCCUUACGUUGCGAGAGGGUAGUUUCAUCGCAGAGUGCGUGCAUGACACGGGAAGCCUAAUCGCCAUGGAUUUGGUAGAGGUCAAUCCAAGUUUGGAGCAGGAGGGUGCCGAGAAAACCGUUGAGGCUGCCAUUUCCAUUGUGCGUUGUGCUCUAGGUGAAACCUUAUUAUGA